Molecule: messenger RNA, 2104 nt
Organism: Physcomitrium patens
Lineage: Eukaryota; Viridiplantae; Streptophyta; Bryopsida; Funariales; Funariaceae
Molecular function (GO): metalloendopeptidase activity
Source: RefSeq, a predicted model, not a curated record
AAUUCAAGCCUUCUAAUCACGAUGCUUAAGCCCGUAAUUCGUGUUUCUGGAAACCCUAUUUCUGUCCGAGUGGGAGGCUCUGGGCGUGGGCUGGAGCAGAGCGUGAAACCAUCGUUGAACUGGUUCCCCGUGGGAUUUUUCCUUUCGCAAUGUCAGAUUCACAGGGGCUUCUUUUGAGUUGCUUUAGGUUCAAUUUGGUCGAAAUUCGAGUGCUCAGGGGACCGAAGCUCGUCUGGAUCGCUUCCUAAAUUGAGAAAUCAGAGUCCGUGGUGUGAUUGUGGUCUUCGAGGAAGAAGGAAGCGUUCGAUGCGUACGCUGGGAAUAUUGCAUUGAACUACGGGAAAGUGUAGCAAUUUCUGGGAAUUAUGCUUGAAGAUGGUGUUCAAGUGGCCGACUCUAAGGCUCACAAGAGUUGAUAGUGAUCAGUUUCAGGACCCAGACAGUCUAUUGCUGGACAGUGGAAUACCAAUACACCGGGACAGCAGCUGCAAUACUUCCCCGUCAAGCUGGUGGCCAUCUGCUGCAACAGCCAAAAAAAGCUUUUUGCACAGAGAACAGUCAACAAGGAGUGCAUUUGCAUCGAUAUCAAUGAGACCUGAGAUGUUUAAUCUCGGUAAAACUUUUGAUCUAUUAUCGCAGCUGUUUUUAAAUACAAAAUGGGAGCACAGAGUGGAUGACGGAGACUCGCUUGCCUGGCUAGCAGAGAAGUAUGGGACCACAGUGAAUGCAUUGAAGAAAUUUAACAACAUGAAAGACGAUAUCAUUUACUCUGGCAGUAUUUUGAAGAUAGAUCGGCGUAGUGCGGAGCAAGCAGUCCUUGGUCGAAAGGCCAGUGUGCAAGAAAGGAAUGCAUUACUUGAUGAUGUUGCAGAGAUCACACAACCCCUCAAGUCUUUCAAGCCUGUGUUAAGUGCACGCCCUCGAUCACAGAGGCUGCAGAAAACACAUAUUAUCCCUAGACUAAAAACCGUUCGUGUUAAAUAUGGGGACACUUUGGCUGACAUUGCUUUUGAACAUGGUCUUAGCUCAGAGGAGCUGCAGCGGUUGAACAACUUACGGGACGAUAAUAUUUUCGAGGGUGACGUUCUUGCAGUUUCAGCGGCAGGUCCGUCUUCCAGGGAAUUUCCAGAAAAUCGGUCGGGCCGGCGACGCACCAAUCGACUACUCUUUUCAAGGCCAUGUGCAGGUUUUUCACAAAGGCUGGGGAUUGGAGGCCCAGAACAGACUCUCAAGCAUCAGCUUACAAGUGGCAACUUAAAACUUCAAGGCCGAUGGAAAAGAAAUCACAAGGGAUUUCAACAUGCACAAGACAAGUGGAUGCGCUUCAGUUCUCCAGUCACAGAGGGUUUUUUGAGCAGUACCUAUGGUUGGCGGUGGGGUGCUUUUCAUGAGGGCAUUGAUGUAGCUGCGGAUCAAGGAACUCCAAUAUUGGCCUCUGACAGAGGCACGGUAACAUUUGCAGGCUGGAGUGGUGGUUAUGGAUAUUUGGUGGCCAUCCAGCAUGAAGGAGGGUUUGUAACUAGAUAUGCACACUGCUGUGCCAUCCAUUCCCGCAUUGGACAGCAAGUGUUGAAGGGACAGCAAGUGGCCGCAGUCGGUGCUACUGGACGUGCUACAGGCCCACAUUUACACUUCGAAGUUCGAAAGAAUGGAGAAGCACUUGACCCAUUGAAAUGGGUCCGUUUGUGACUACAUUAAGGUCGCCAUUGUAUCAAAAGGCUUUUGGUGUUAUUAAGUUAUCGUUACGACUUCUCCAGGUGCAGUAACAAAGUCUAGGCCGAAGGUAGAAUCUUCUCAACCAUGUGCAUCCAUAGCUUUAAUUGGUCUGCAAAAAAGCCUUUUGUAGCUAAUUAAGUAGGUGAAGGGCACAUGGUCUGAUCUAAUUUAAGUAAGGACUAGAUUGAGGUGGCAAGUAAAAAUUAGAGAGGCAACAGAAUGGACAAAAUUAGAAGGGGAAUGAUAUUGUUAUCUUACAAAAAAACUGGUGUGUGCAUAUUGAAGCCAGCCCAACUCUACCAAUAUAUGCUACUCACUGUUGAAUCGUGUACUUUGUAAUACCGCAAUUACUCAUUUACUAUAUUCGACAUCUUAUCGCUUUACGAAA